GAGGGGUGGGGUGCUCUAGGGAGCGGGGAUGAGUCUAGUGGGCGGCUUCCCCCACCACCCGGUGGUGCACCAUGAGGGUUACCCUUUCGCUGCCGCCGCCGCCGCCGCUGCCGCCGCCGCCACACGCUGCGGCCACGAGGAGAACCCCUACUUCCACGGCUGGCUCAUCAGCAGUCACCCGGAGAUGUCCCCCCCCGACUACAGCAUGGCUCUAUCCUACAGUCCCGAGUACGCCAACGGGGCGCCGGGCAUGGACCACUCCCAUUACGGAGGGGUGCCGCCCGGGAACGGCCCGCCAGGGCUCGGGGGGCCCCGGCCGGUGAAACGCAGGGGCACGGCGAACCGCAAGGAGCGGCGCAGGACUCAGAGCAUCAACAGCGCCUUCGCGGAGCUGAGGGAGUGCAUCCCCAACGUGCCCGCCGACACUAAGCUCUCCAAGAUCAAAACCCUCCGUCUGGCCACCAGCUACAUCGCCUACCUCAUGGACCUGCUGGCGAAGGACGACCAGAACGGGGAGGCGGAGGCCUUCAAGGCAGAGAUCAAGAAGACAGACGUGAAGGAAGAGAAGAGGAAGAAGGAGCUGAACGAAAUCUUGAAAAGCACAGUUAGCAGCAACGAUAAGAAAACCAAAGGGAGGACUGGCUGGCCGCAGCAUGUCUGGGCUUUGGAGCUCAAGCAGUGAGCACGACAGGACUGGAGGAGCCGUCCUCUUAGUCUCGGUAGUGAGCUCUUCUCUGAGGACUCUUUGUAUUUGGAAUCGUCCAGUUUAUUUAUGUGCAAUUUCUCCCCCAACCCCCCCCAAAAUGUGGAUAUUUGAAGGAGAGGGAAAAAGCAUUCCAUAUAUGAAGAGGAAACUCCAGCUUGGUAAGGGGUAAUGUCUCUAAAUGUUUCGUGAAUGUUAUUUGCUCUGUAUAAAACAUAUGGGGAAAACAGAACCAUAGAAAAGGAAAAAAAAAUCCCUCCCUGGCAUUAGUGUGUAUGUGAAGUGUAUCUUUAAUACUUGGCCUUUUGGAUAUAAAUAUUCAUGGGAUUAUAAAGCUAUAUUUCAACAGAAACAGUUGCACCAAUGUUUCGAUUGACUCGGUAUUUAGUGUUGUAAUUUUGUUGUGGUCGUUCAGUAUUUGAAGAUGUUUUCAACAGUUACUGGGUAUGUGCACUUCCGUCCGUAAGGGGAAAAGUGGAAUCUAAUUAAUAUUGAAGGUGUAAACGUUGUAAGUACUCAAUAAACCACUGUGUGUGUUUUUUACAAAACAAAAGGAAAAAAAAAGAAAAAGAAAAAAAAAAAAAGAAAAUCCAAAUCUUUUUAUGUUUUAUACCUCAAAAUGUUUUGAAUAACAGCGUUGUUUAUGGCUUUUUUUUUUCAUAAUAUUUAAAAUAUUCGGAAGUAAACUAAAUUAUAAAGAUGGCUCCUAAGUUUAUUUUUAAACAAAUGACUGAGUGAAAGGAGGGGUAGAGGGAGGGAUCUCUCAGCCCCGUGAGUGUUGAACAGAAACCGGCAGUUCAGCUGAGUAGGAAUUCCUUGUGGUGGUGUUCUCCAUGCAGGAGACCUACUGCGAACGGGAAAUGGACAAGGGUGCAAAGCCCGGGCGGGUCAGGAAUAGCAGAGAUGCGCGGUUUUCUUGCCGCCGGAGCCCGGGCGGCGGCGGUGCCAGGCGCGGGCCCGGAGCGGGGGAGGACCGCGGGGGCGGCUUCCCAGAGAGAGGCCGGAGGCAGGCGAGAGAGGCCGGCGGGCUUUUCUCGGAGUGAUUAUGUAGCAGGUAAUUUUACGUCAAGGAAUAAAGAGCGAACAAGGCAAGGGAUUUGCGGAGGCGUACGGGGGGAGGAGGUGAUGGUGUUGUAGGGAAUAUGUAAGAUUUACAAUGAGCUAUGGUGAACUUAAUAUUAACUUUGUGGUUCCUAAAACUCUCCUGGGUUGCACGUUUCCAGUACGCUACAGCGUACAGAGAGUACAGGGUUUUUUUAACCUUUUUUAUCUAACUGCAAACUGCAGCAGCCCAUGCUCUGGCUCUACUUAGUAGGUUCACUGCUUUCUCAACAGGAUCUCUCUUCCUUUAUAUCUCUCUCCCUGUCUAUAGACUCCUUUACAAGGGUCCCGUUCCUAGGUCUACAAGUUUUCUGCUCCCCAGUACCAGGGCGAGCUGCAGACAUUCAGAGCUGGAAAAUGUGUGGCUUGCUUCUGUAUCAUAGGCAGGCAAGGGAAAAAUUAAAAGGUUUUCAAAUAAGGAAGCUGCUCUAGGUAUUUUUGGCCAUUCCUGGUUAAGCAUAAAGUUUUCCACCUUUUCCAUAAUGAAAUUCGGGCUCGUAUUUUAAAUCAUCUCAAUUUAAACCAAGCUGGCUCUCUCUUCAGGUCCAAGGCUUCAUACCUGCCUGCCUUCCUGUACUGCCGCGCCUAAGGAAGUGGUUCCCGACGAGAUCUGGCGUAAGCGUAGGUAGAUGUGCAAUUGCCCAUAAAAAGAUAAGGGAGCCCUUGCGCCGUUCAGUCGCCCCUGCUGACAGUGGGGAGGUUGCGGGGUUACAACAACCGGACAAAAGUGAUGUGCCCUCCCUCCCGUCGGGUCAGGCAGCCCGGCUCUGCUCUUCGGCGUGGGUCUGUGUUUACAGGCACUUGCCUCUGUUUAUAACACUUGGAGAGAAGAAUCUCCCCCCUUGUUUGCUUUUACUUGCCUAUUAGCUGUCCAGCUGAUGAACUGGAGCUUCUCGCACUCCCCAUUCUCUGCUCAAACAACUAUUGUUUUUUUCUUUAUAGCGGUACACGAAAGAAUAAAAGGGGAGAGGGGUGGCUGCGAAUGCUGCGGUGCGGCAGGUUCCAGGCAGCCUCUCUGCAGAUGCUGUGUCUUCCCUUCACCGAGUUACCAGGCUACAAUUCCCCCGGGGAAUGCGCGGUAGGGCCGGGGGCUAGCGGGCCGCUCCGAUAUGCAAUCUCCGAAUCGCCUGUCCGAUAUUUCCCCCUCAAUAAUUUUCCAUUUUUAAAACGUCAGAUUAUCAGAACCGUGAGCUCCUCUGGAUCCACUACGGACUACCUCUUUUAAUUGCUCACUAACGAGGAUGUUGCUAUUUUCUCAGGAGCAGCCAUUCCCGCAGCUAAAUCACAAGAGCCCUAGACAGGCCGGAGCCGACAAAAAUGUAGGGUUUGACGUUAAAAGCUAAAUGGGGAAGUAGAAGGUAAAUUGAUGGUAGAUGGGGAUGUCAGUGCCCUGGCCUCAGCUCUUCGCCGGCGGAGCCGAGGCCUGAUAACAGUGGAGCGCUGCGCCCCGCUCCCUGCCCGCACCCGGGGGCAUCACCGUCCCGUCGACUUGUCCGGUAAUUCCUCGGGGCCAAAAUAUUUUUAGGAGCUUUUACCGAGGUGAAAGGCACGUAGGAGGAGGGACGGUAGCCUUUCCCACUCUGCAACUUUUCUGUGCGGGUGCGGGGAGGAAGAGAGAGGGGAGAGCAGAGAACCGGUGGAGAGCAGAUGGGUCACUGAAGCCCUGUCACUGCAGACGGAUUCAUGGACCCAUGAAUGGCCUCGUUUCAUGGCUGAGGGAGAGAUCCUCUGCUCGGUCUCAAGCAACAUAGCAUUUUAAUUUUUUUCUUCCCCUUGAAGAGGAACAGCGACAAACCUCCCUGGGGUGACAUCCUUCUUCCCCUGCCCUCCCAGGGACCGAUCCCUCGGUUUCCCCGGGAUGCGGGCCCGGUUACAUGCCCGAAACAGAGCGGUUGCCUCCUCGCAAGGAGGCAAGGACCUCCCUAGCGGCGGCGUGAGUCCCCGGGAGCCCCGAGGGUGUUCGAUUCAGGCAGACAGAAGCAUGGGUUUUAAGAGCUCCUCCUGGUUUUGGGAAACGUUGACGCAGCAAGGGACCGGCCCUGUACCCCGCCGCUGGCAGCAAGCCCAUCGGCAACGGGCAGUACUGAGUUUUGGGGGAUUUUCAGCAAUGUGCGGGACCCCUAUAGGACCUCGUUGCUAUCGAGUGUGGAUGCCAUGCCUGCAUUCCUGCAGGCAAGGGAGAUAAACGGUGGUGGGGCUUUUUUUUUUUUUCCCUUUCGUUUUGCUUUUUAUUGUGGGGAAUUUGGGUUUUUUUCCCCACCCCCACUCCCCCAUCGUUCCCAGGAGCUCUUGUCUAAGUCAAAAGAUUAUUGCAACAAUUAGUGCUUAUUUGCUAUCGUUGUCAAAAAGGUGUAACGGGGCCUCUUUGGUCAAGCCGCAGACACCCCCAGAACGAGCGCCGGGACAUACGCGGUCAAAUAUAGGGAUAUAAACACGACCAGGGGAUGCCGUGGAGACAGCAUGAGCUUGAAAGGUGGGCGGGGAGGGGGGGAGAGAAGGAUAAUAAUAAAAUCUCUAAGCAAAAUAUCCUCUUUUUGCGCUUGGAAACCCAACCUUAAUCCUUUUUCACACGUACUCGCCCGGCGACUCACAAACACACAGAAGAAACCUCCAAGCAGCGAUGGGAAGGAAACGCAUUCUGCACGCUUACAGACAUAAUCCCCUCUGCUGUAACGAGAGGCUUAUCGAUGUUUUACGUAUUUUUAAUUUUGGAAAUUUUUUUUCGGUGGGCCAUGAAAUACGUGCCUUUGCAAACCAGCUACAAUCUUUCCUAUUUCUAAUUGGCCAAUUACUGUUCGGCUGUUUCAGCUUGUCACAAUGGAGAGUAAAGCAGAGUUGUUAUCUGAAUUAUACAUUCACAUAAAUUCUAGCAAAGCCGGGUGAUGCGCAGGGCCAGCGGCUCUCUGGCGUAUCCCGCGCCUCCCUCUCCACCUUCCAAACCAGCGCAGUGUGUGUCUCCUUCUUCCACAGCUUUCCCUCCCCCAACCCCAUUUGCCUCUAGAAAUACCAUUGCUUUGAUGAUGCGAUUUUAGAGCAUUGAUUACAAAUUUAUUCUCAGACACUAUAUAAGUCUUUAUAUCUGCUAUUAGAGACAUCUGGGAAUGAUUAGAGCCGUCCCUCCCCCGGCUCUGCUCCCUCUAUCUUGCAGCGAGGAGCUAGAGACAUGUUGACGUCAGAUCAGACGGCUCGGAGCCAUCCUGCUCUCCACUUGGGUGUAAUCACGGCGACGCUUUCCAAGCCCCGGCCCGGCCGCGGCCGCCAGCUGGGAUGCGGGUGCAGCGGGACGCGACACUCCCGCCCCGGGGCUCCUCGGCCCAGCCCAAUUUCGAGCCCCCGAAUUCUCCGGCACUUCUAGAGUUUGCCGCCGAGGUUGUUUGUUUAUUUAUCUGUUUGAGACUUUGAGAAAGCAAAAGCGGUGCAUUCCGCGGGCGGUGUUAUUCCUCCACCUCCCCCCCCAGCCCCCCCCCCCCCAAAUCCCAGCCCAGCUCUUGCUUUAUCUCAGCUCGAUUUCUCCCGGCGCAUUCGCUCACAGCGCUGUCUUCCAAAAUAAAUAUCGAACCAGGCAGAUUUCCACCUUAUGUCUUGGCAGGGAGAAAUUAGCCAAACAAAGUGCAACGCUUUCGUGCGGGCAGUCGCAGGCGCGCCGACACCCCGCUAUCCAAAGUGGUAGUCAGGUUUACAACAAGCCGGGAGAGUUGGAGGCUGCUCUAAAACAAGACGAUUCCCUACCCAAACGGCAGUGCUGCUGGCGAGGAGAUGGCUUUGCACCUGCUAUUAAAUCCUAAUGAAUUGCCUCUAAUUGAGAUCUGGGGCUGGCUGAUGGUAACGCCGAGCAGCCAGUUUGGAAGCCCUGGCUCGAGGGGCUCCGAGACUAAGUUUGCUACUCUUAUUUUCACAAACUUUUAACUUUACGGUUUUUUUAUGUGUCCUACCACUCUUUAUUUUUUUUCCCCUUAGGAGAUAAAAAAUAAUAAUUGAAUAAAUACAACUUAAGCCUCGGCUGGCUGUUAGCACUCUUGGACGGCUGACACUUGUUCAGCUGUACAUUACAAUCAAUGCUACUACCAGGAAGGAGCGGGCGGGGGUGUGGGGGUGGUGUGUGGAUGAGAAAGCAGUUGAUUUAGUCUCCAGAGGAAAAAGAUAAUGUUAGACUGUUUAUCUAAAGGAUUAAAUUCUCGCUGUAAAAUACGCUUGCCAGGAGGAGGGAGAAAAGGAAACAAAAAAAAAGCCCCGUGUGACCUUAAAAAUAAAUUAAAAAUACUUCUAUUUCUUUGUUCCAGCAGAAUAAAAUAAAAUAAAACCCCUAAUAUACCGCAGCGCUCCGCUGUGUCUAUCUGUAAUCUCG
Pseudopipra pipra is the source of this 6149-nucleotide messenger RNA. It is a transcript of the gene HAND2, whose product is annotated as heart and neural crest derivatives expressed 2. Lineage: Eukaryota; Metazoa; Chordata; Aves; Passeriformes; Pipridae. Bases 29 to 682 code for a protein of 217 amino acids. Gene Ontology annotation, molecular function: RNA polymerase II transcription regulatory region sequence-specific DNA binding; protein dimerization activity; DNA-binding transcription factor activity, RNA polymerase II-specific. Gene Ontology annotation, biological process: regulation of transcription by RNA polymerase II; heart development. The record is from RefSeq and is a predicted model, not a curated record. The transcript is spliced from 2 exons.